Molecule: messenger RNA, 1571 nt
Organism: Neltuma alba
Lineage: Eukaryota; Viridiplantae; Streptophyta; Magnoliopsida; Fabales; Fabaceae
Product: S-adenosylmethionine synthase 2
Exons: 2
Coding region: 135-1316 (393 amino acids)
Biological process (GO): S-adenosylmethionine biosynthetic process
Molecular function (GO): ATP binding; methionine adenosyltransferase activity
Source: RefSeq, a predicted model, not a curated record
UCAUUUGGACUCGCACAGCUUGAGCAGUCCCAAGAGAAUCCCUUCUGUUCAGUGUUCAGGCAGCCUCCUCGUUUCUCUUCUGGGGACUUGCUUCUUCCCGUCUCUUUGCUGCUUCUUCCUCGCAAGCUACAAGGAUGGAGACUUUUCUAUUCACCUCCGAAUCAGUGAACGAGGGACACCCAGACAAGCUCUGUGACCAGAUCUCAGAUGCAGUGCUUGAUGCCUGUCUGGAACAGGACCCAGAUAGCAAAGUUGCCUGUGAAACUUGCACCAAGACCAACAUGGUUAUGGUCUUCGGAGAGAUCACAACUAAAGCCAAUGUAGACUACGAGAAAAUUGUUCGUGACACCUGCAGGAACAUUGGGUUUGUUUCGGAUGAUGUUGGUCUUGAUGCUGACAACUGUAAGGUCCUGGUCAACAUUGAGCAGCAGAGUCCCGACAUUGCUCAGGGUGUGCAUGGCCAUCUAAGCAAAAGACCCGAGGAAAUUGGCGCCGGUGACCAGGGUCACAUGUUCGGCUAUGCUACUGAUGAGACCCCUGAAUUGAUGCCCUUGAGCCACGUUCUCGCAACCAAGCUCGGUGCUCGUCUAACUGAGGUGCGCAAGAAUGGAACGUGCCCCUGGUUGAGGCCUGAUGGCAAGACCCAAGUCACCGUUGAGUAUUACAAUGACAAGGGUGCCAUGGUUCCCAUUCGUGUCCACACUGUUCUUAUCUCUACCCAGCACGAUGAGACUGUGACUAACGAUGAGAUAGCAGCUGAUCUCAAAGAGCAUGUCAUCAAGGCUGUGAUUCCUGAGAAGUACCUUGAUGAGAAGACAAUUUUCCACCUCAACCCUUCGGGCCGUUUUGUGAUCGGUGGCCCUCACGGUGAUGCUGGUCUCACUGGGCGUAAGAUCAUCAUUGACACUUACGGUGGAUGGGGUGCCCAUGGUGGCGGUGCCUUCUCUGGGAAGGACCCAACCAAGGUUGACAGGAGCGGAGCUUACAUUGUGAGGCAAGCUGCAAAGAGCAUUGUUGCCAAUGGACUUGCCAGGAGGUGCAUUGUGCAAGUGUCGUACGCCAUUGGUGUGCCCGAGCCUUUGUCUGUGUUUGUGGACACAUAUGGGACCGGAAAGAUUCCUGACAAGGAGAUCCUUAAGAUUGUGAAGGAGAACUUCGAUUUCAGGCCAGGCAUGAUCUCCAUUAAUCUUGAUCUCAAGAGGGGCGGCAAUGGCAGGUUCUUGAAGACUGCUGCCUAUGGACAUUUCGGCAGAGAUGACGCUGACUUCACAUGGGAGGUGGUCAAGCCCCUUAAAUGGGAGAAGCCUACGGCUUGAAUGAUUUCCUUGCGUGCUAUGCCUCCAUGGUGUUUGAUUUGAUUUUUCACCUCCCCUGUCCCUGGCCUUUUCUUUUUCGGAUUUCCCCCCCUCUCCCUCGGAGGAGUUGUAUUGUGUUCGUCCAGCACUCUCUUUUUUCUUUUUUUUUUUGCCCCUAUACUCAUUAACCAUAUGCUCAACAUAUGCUCAAUAUAUGUAAUAAUCAUCUCAAGUUGAAGAAAAUAUACAAUUUUUUCUGAUUUUUUUUCCACUGAA